GCACAUAAGACCGGUGUUGUUGUUUUAGGCUAGGUGGUUUGCAAGGUACUUGAUGAAACAAAGCCCCUCUUAAAAUAUGCCUCCUGCUCUUCUCUUUCUCAACUCACGGGUCCCCCUUCCGGGUUCCUGUCCCAUUUUGUUACCUUCUCCUGAUGUUUCCGGUAUAAACUAUUUCAUGACCCCAAGUUUCACAGCAGUUGUGGCUGCAGUGUGCGCCAUGACGUUCUGUGGUUUAUUGAACUAUGUCUCCACGAUACAGGAAAGGCUUCUUAACCAAGCUUGGGGGGCCCAGAAACACAACCCAGCUAAACACCCCCUCCCCCUAACGAGAAGACCUCCUUUGCUGCAUUAUCCGCACUCCAUUAAGGACCUGAUCAGAUGUUCAGAUUGUCUGAAGGGUGCAUUUAAAAGUGAAAAGGGGCUCCCUAGGGACUACUCAGGUGUAUCCCGCUUCCUGACCCUGCUGGGGUGGAGGAGGAUGAACUCUGGCCGGCUGGCAGAGCAUUAGCCCCUGCUUGUUCUGAUUGAUUCUCAGGCUCUGGUGGGUGAAGAGCUGUGAGGCAGCUCAAGCCAAGAUUGAUUGCCUCGAUUUCGAAUUCCCACCUCCCAAACAGACUCUCAGAUGUACGCGGAAGGGAGCUCCUUCCCCAACACGACUUCUGGAGGUGGCGCAGGUGUCUGAGUCACCUGUAGCCACCAAUCACAAGUGGUCCUCCGUAUCACACUGACGCUAGCUGCCCUUCAUCUUAGGCUAGGACACACUCAAAGCCUGAAGAAGGCGGGGAGGAGGGGGGCAGUUGUAUCUCUCUGUAUCUCCCUUGCAUCUAUGUGUGGGGUUGAGUGGGGGCUGGGUUUUAGCAUACGAGGUCAACACGGAAAGAGACAGCUCCCACCGGAGGUCGUCCUGGCAGACUGCAGGGCUGUUGUCUGGGCGCACUAGAUUUGUUUUGCAAAUUAUGUGUCUUUGGAUGGAGGUGAGGUGGUGAAGGUGUCACUGUCAAAACCACCAAGAGAGAGCUCUUGAUCCCGCUGACCUUGACAGAACCGCUAGUGUUAGUGGAGCCACAGGGCGAGCAAAUCCAAAUAUUUGGGAGGUGGGGCUGAUUUAGGGGCACGGGUGACCCUGCAGCUUUGAUUGCCUCCACCUCCCAGCCUCUCUGGGUAGCUGUCCUCUCGCUCUGACCCCAUCCCAAGCCGGUCCCCGCCCCUGAAUCCCUUCCCUGUCUCCCCCUCCUGCCUGCAUCUCAUCCCUCCCUCUCUUCCCUCUCUCUCCCACUUUUCCUCCCUCUCCCCUCCGUCUCGCACGCACCCUCUGUUUAUUUUCCUGCCUCCAUCUGGGCCCUGCUGAUAUUGUAAUCACCCUGAUGCACGUUGGCUCCUCUCCUCUCCCUCCCGCGCGCACACGCUCACUCACACACAAUGUGCCAUCCCCACCAGCCCUUUACUUCUGAUAAGCUCCGAUGUGUGUUUAAUGAAUACAAAGCGGCGGUGUGGGGGCCGCGCGGCCGGCCGCCUCGCGCGCUCGCCGCCGGAAGAAAAGAUUGAUCUGUGGGCUGGUGAACUUAUCUGGGUCCCAGUCCGAGCAGCAGAGGAAGUUAGCACAGCGCUUGCUGGAGAAUGAUAUCUAUCAAAAGAAACACUUGGAGAGCACUGAGUGUAGUGAUAGGUGACUGCCGGAAAAAGGCGAACUUUGAAUAUUGUCAAGAUCGUACCGAGAAGCACUCCACGAUGCCAGACUCACCUGUGGAUGUGAAGACGCAGUCUAGGCUGACUCCCCCAGCAAUGCCGCCUCCUCCGACCACUCAAGGAGCCCCGAGAACCAGCUCGUUUACGCCAACGACAUUAACGAAUGGCACCAGCCAUUCACCCACGGCCUUGAAUGGCGCCCCCUCACCGCCUAAUGGCUUUAGCAACGGGCCUUCCUCUUCCUCUUCCUCUUCUCUGGCUAAUCAACAGCUGCCCCCAGCCUGUGGUGCUAGACAACUGAGCAAGCUGAAGCGAUUUCUUACUACCCUGCAGCAGUUUGGCAAUGACAUCUCACCAGAGAUUGGAGAAAGAGUUCGCACCCUUGUACUAGGACUGGUGAACUCUACUUUGACAAUUGAAGAAUUUCAUUCCAAACUUCAAGAAGCUACUAACUUCCCACUGAGACCUUUUGUCAUCCCGUUUUUGAAGGCCAACCUGCCCCUGCUACAGCGUGAACUCCUCCACUGCGCAAGGCUAGCCAAACAGAACCCUGCCCAGUACCUCGCUCAGCACGAACAGCUGCUUCUGGAUGCCAGCACCACCUCCCCUGUCGACUCCUCAGAGCUGCUUCUCGAUGUGAACGAAAAUGGGAAGAGGCGAACUCCAGACAGAACCAAAGAAAAUGGCUUUGACAGAGAGCCUUUGCACUCAGAACAUCCAAGCAAGCGACCAUGCACUAUUAGUCCAGGCCAGCGGUACAGUCCAAAUAAUGGCUUAUCCUACCAGCCAAAUGGCCUGCCUCACCCCACCCCACCUCCACCUCAGCAUUACCGUUUGGAUGAUAUGGCCAUUGCCCACCACUACAGGGACUCCUAUCGACACCCCAGCCACAGGGACCUCAGGGACAGAAAUAGACCUAUGGGGUUACAUGGCACACGUCAAGAAGAAAUGAUUGACCACAGACUAACAGACAGAGAAUGGGCAGAAGAGUGGAAGCAUCUCGAUCAUCUGUUAAACUGCAUAAUGGACAUGGUAGAGAAGACGAGGCGAUCCCUCACUGUACUAAGACGAUGUCAGGAAGCAGACCGGGAGGAACUGAAUUACUGGAUCCGGAGGUACAGUGAUGCUGAGGACUUGAAAAAGGGCGGCAGCGGUAGCAGCAGUCACUCCAGGCAGCAGAGCCCCGUCAAUCCGGACCCAGUCGCAUUAGAUGCACAUCGGGAAUUCCUUCACAGGCCUGCGUCUGGAUACGUGCCAGAGGAGAUCUGGAAGAAAGCUGAGGAGGCUGUGAAUGAGGUGAAGCGACAGGCAAUGACGGAGCUGCAGAAAGCCGUGUCUGAAGCCGAGAGGAAAGCCCAUGACAUGAUCACCACAGAGCGAGCCAAAAUGGAACGCACGGUGGCUGAGGCCAAGAGGCAGGCCGCAGAGGAUGCUCUGGCAGUCAUCAACCAGCAGGAAGACUCCAGUGAGAGUUGCUGGAACUGUGGCCGGAAAGCAAGUGAGACCUGCAGCGGCUGUAACACGGCCCGAUACUGUGGCUCUUUUUGCCAGCAUAAAGACUGGGAGAAGCAUCACCACAUCUGUGGACAGACCCUGCAGGCCCCACAGCAGGGAGAAACGCCCGCUGUCAGCUCCUCAGUCACGCCCAGCAGUGGGGCUGGGAGCCCAAUGGACACACCACCAGCAGCCACUCCGAGGUCUACCACCCCCGGAACCCCCUCCACCAUAGAGACGACGCCUCGCUAGACCUAAACUCAGACUGUCAGAGGAAAGACACCACAACCAACACGAAAGCAAUUCCUCAUCCUCAGAUGCUCAAAGUCCCUUUUCUGUUUGUUUGUUUAUAGAUGAACUAUCUAUCUUAUUUCAGUACUUCGGCAAGAGAGAACCUAACUGUAUCUUUGAGGCGAUAGUAAAACACAGAGGCCAGUAACGGGUCGUAAUGACUUACUGUGGAAAACAAAGAUAUCUUUUCUUUAGAGAACUGAAAAGAGAGGAAAGAAUAUAACGUGAAAUGCUAGAUUUGACCUCCUCCCUGUUAUUUUCAAGUAGCUGGGAUUUUAAACUAGAUGACCUCAUUAACCAAUGCUUUACCAAACAGCAAACCAAGAGAUUGCUAAUUGCUGUUGAAAGCAAAAAUGCUAAUAUUAAAAGUCACAGUGUUCUUUAUAUACAAUAAUGGAAAGAAAAAAAAAAAAAGAGGCAAUUCCUCAAGGGCACGAGCGUUGGAUACAGCAGUAGACAUUUUAACAAGAAGAUGAAUGGCGUCUGUGGGUUGCUAACUGAACUUUGAAGACCGGCUGCAAAACGCACAGAUGUGCAGCAGAUUGGAAGGAGACACAGAUGUUCGUUUUUUUUCCCCGUUUCUGAAAAAGAAAUAAUAAUAUCCAGGUCAACAGAAUGAAAAAUGAAGGAUGAUUUCCAGUGGGGUGUAUGACUACAGCAGCAAGAAAAAAAAUUGCCAUAAUACAAAGGCUCCUUUUUAUAUCUCUCACACACACACACACACACACACACACACACACACACACACACACACACACACACAUACACACUCUCUCCCUCUCUCUCUUAAGAGACUCAGCCUGCAGUUAAUUAGCAUUCUGGCAGCUUCCAAGUCAGCCAGCUGCCCUAAAUAACCCUUCAACAUUUCUUCACUUUUGCAAGGUUCCACAGAGUAAGACAUUGGGUCUAUUCCAGCUUAUUCAUUUUAUAUCGAAAAACCAAUUUUAAAAGAAAAAAUGGCGGCUUCAGCUCCAGCCCCUUUCCAAAAUUUUUCAACCCCACCCUGUUUGGGUUUUUAAUUAAAAUCUAGUAGUUCUCUUGGUAUUAAAACACUUCUGUCCUGUGAGGUUUUCCCAAUGGUGUUUUUCUUGUAAAUGUGUUGGACAAAUGUGAAGAUGCGUUGUAGUUGAUCCAUAUGCCCACAUUUAGUCUCUUUAUUCCUAGUUGGUGAGAGAAACCAGUAUCUUUCUAUGCUGCUUUUAUAUCUGUAUGUAUUAGUGAUAUUUCUCUAGUAGUUAAAAAAAAAUGAAAAGAAAAGAAAAAAAAAAACCACACUUUUUUUGGUUGUCCUCAAGAAAAGAAAAGAAGAAAAGAAAAGAAAAAGCUAUCUUUUGGAGCUGCUAACUCACUCUCUUAUAGGAUUUUUUUCCUGGAAACCAGCAUGCUUCAUGGAAUGCUAGCACAUGGAUGUUUUGUAAGAGGGAUGUACAUAAAUGUAUUUUGCACUGUCACAAUGACUCCCUAGGCAUGCUUCUUUUUUUUUCAAACCAACUUUUUAAAUAUGCUAGAGCCAUUUCACCAAUUUUAGCUGUAGCAUAGAGUAGUAGUGGAAUUUUUCUUUCUUUUAUCCUUUUUUUUUUUUAUGAAAAAAAAUUAUUAGGGACUUUUUUAAAAAAAAUAAAAUAAGAUAUCCUACUUUAAAAAAAAAGGACAGUGCAUGCAUAUUGCUGUAAGGUUGUUUAAGUAUUUCUAAUUUUACAAAAAAAAUGAAAAAAAAUCAUUAGCUCUCCAAAUGCUGAGGUGUAGACGGACAGCUUUAGCCCUGCUGAGUGCCAGGUUAUACAGUAUUCUUACAAAAGGGAAGUCAGCCAAAGACUGAUCUGAUGGACCAAAAUCGGAAUUUUUGAAAAGCACCAGUAAUCCUUUCCAAAUGAUCAGCAGGUUAAACAUGUUCAGUGUGACUCCAUUAACCCUUCGUUGUCCAGGGUCCAGACCAGAACUACUUGUUAGUUUUGAAACACAUUAUUAGCCCAGGAUGUGGUUGUGUGCUUUAAGAGUCGGCAGUGCUGCAGGCUGUGUAGACAACCAAAGUUGAAAGGCUGGGAAGACACUUCUCCACAUACACAUACACCAGGCAUUUCUUUACAAAAUUGAGUACAAUCCAUUAGCUUGUGGGAGGGGGGAGCGGGUAAUGUAGCCCUUGGAUACAGUUUUAAAUGGUUGUGUUUUAAGUUUUCUGCAUAGACGCAGUCCUCACGGGAUUGCUUUAUGUCUCGCAAAUCUAAGGUUUCCUUAAACCAUUUCCCCUGUAUUUUCAUAUACCAGUCGGUUUUGAUUUUGUCCCGGUAGUGUUGUGUUCUUUUCUUUUGUCGUCGUCGUCGUUGUUUUCAAUGGCCUUUUAGUUUAGGAAGUUCUGAUGAGCGAAUCAAUGCAUCUAUCUAUCUGCAUGUUGGAAGUCCAUCUGCCAGCACACCCGCUAAGGCAAAGAGAAGCGCAUAACCAGGCUGCGAAUGGGUUCUAUUUUACCAUGGUGCUCCCAGAAUCCUUCGACCUCAUUCUGCUUUCUAGUCUGCUUGUGACACUGGACAGUCCUUUCUUAGAGCUAUUAUAUGUUCUAGGCUACGAAGGGUUAAAUAAUCCCAAAAAAAUAACAAAAAAAAAAAAAUGAGGUAUGUCAUACCCUCGCGUCUCGAUCUCAAGAAGCUGUGAUGUAUGUGGAACAGCACUGUUAUUCUGAACACUAGUGUGUAAAAUAAGGAUUAGUACAGUACGUCUCAUUCCUUUUUUAAUUCAGGGCACCCUGAGUGAAAACCAAUACAAAAAAAAAAAAAAAAAUCCCUAACUCUGAGCUCUGUCUCUAAUUCCUCUUCCUCCUUCCCCUCUUCCUCCUCCUCUUCCUCUACUCCUGUUUUGCUACAUUCUCCUCAGUGGCAAAAAGUUUCACUCUACCUCUGACAGCAUGUAUAUUGCACCAGUCGCUAACGAAAACUGGUCUAGUCAAACCAAAUGGGCACAAAAGAACCAGGAUACCAAAAGUUAAGCUCAUACAGCUGCGAACCAUAUCACUUCUUGGUAACAAUGCAGACCUCAUAAACCUAAAAAAAAGAGAAAGAAAAGAAAACUUUUGUUACUUUCCUUUUUUGCUUGUCACUUAUAUACAGGCUAUGUGAGAGUAUUCAUUUGUAGGUAUUACACAUU
Rattus rattus (black rat) is the source of this 6609-nucleotide messenger RNA. It is a transcript of the gene Runx1t1, whose product is annotated as RUNX1 partner transcriptional co-repressor 1. Bases 1618 to 3432 code for a protein of 604 amino acids. The record is from RefSeq and is a predicted model, not a curated record. Gene Ontology annotation, molecular function: transcription corepressor activity. Gene Ontology annotation, cellular component: nucleus. Gene Ontology annotation, biological process: DNA-templated transcription; negative regulation of DNA-templated transcription. NCBI's taxonomy places the organism in Eukaryota, Metazoa, Chordata, Mammalia, Rodentia, Muridae. The transcript has 12 exons.